AUGAGUAUAGAUCAUAUAAUUAAAGCAAAAGAUAUACUAUAUAAAGACAUUAUUAAAGAGUUAUCUGAUCAAUCAUCAAAAAAGUUUGAUAAUAACACAAAGACUUUAGAACAAUUAGAUUAUUGGAAAGAUAAUGAAUUACAAGAUAUCGUAAAAACAAGAUACAAUCCCAAAGAUCAAACUACUUAUUUGACCAAAAAUGAAGUUGUAAAUUUAAUGGACUGGAAGUUGAGUAAAGGAAAAUUUAGACCACAAUUGCCCAAAUUAAUAAGAUCAAACUCGGAGAAAGAUGUGGAACAGUUCACAAAGGAUGGGUUCAGAAUAUUUUUACAAUAUAGCCAAUCACUCCCCAAAGACUUUACAUGGAUUAAAGCGUCAAUUGAAGAUCGAGAAGAAUAUUCAAAAGUUCUAAAAUCAUCAAUGAAAGAGUUGUGUAAAUUAAAGGGUGUUGGACCAGCAACUGCAAGUCUACUAUUAACUUGUUUGUUUAAAAUUAAUGAAAAAAUAACACCACCAUUCUUCAGUGAUGAAGCGUUCAUGUAUUAUGUGAUUGAUCCAUCAAGACCUAACACAAGUAUCAAAUAUAAUGUUAAAGAAUAUUUGGAGGAAUAUAUUCCUAUUUUAUUGAAAAUAUUAAGGGAGGCAGAGACACCAGUAAAAUUUAUUGAUCUUGAAAAAGGUGGGUGGGCUUUAAAAUAUUACAGCUUACAUGACGAUGAUAUUUUAAUUAGUAUAACAAAUCCAUUUGGUGAAGAUGAGAAAGAUUGGGAUAAAUUGAAAGUGAAAUUUGAAGAUGAAGAAAAGGAAAUAACGAAAGAUACGAAACCUUUGAAAAAGAAAAGAAAGACAAAAUAA
Molecule: messenger RNA, 855 nt
Organism: Lodderomyces jiufengensis
Lineage: Eukaryota; Fungi; Ascomycota; Pichiomycetes; Serinales; Debaryomycetaceae
Exons: 1
Coding region: 1-855 (284 amino acids)
Biological process (GO): DNA repair
Molecular function (GO): catalytic activity
Source: RefSeq, a predicted model, not a curated record